UCUGUACAGUGUGGUUUUCUGUAUGCUGUGGCACACUCACUAGAGAGAGUGAGUGCGCUUGGCACGGUUAGAUAACAACAACCACCACUAAGUAAGUACGGAGUACUAAGUACAUACAUGUAGUUACUGUACAUGUACAUACAAUUCACAUCUGAAACCCCGAAGCUCUCAUAGAAAAUGUAUGACAUGCUAAUAUCCUAUCACCAGGCUGACUAACAUUUUAUUAGUUUUUUAACUGAAAUUCCAACCGGGCUAGACGACGCCGAAAGAAUCAGGUUUCAAGACAUUGCGCCAACAACUAACUCCGUACCGAGACAGGGUGGCGGUCCUACAGGGACGCAAUGACCGCGCUAGACCAGGUUCGCACGCCUUUAAACCGAUUGGGACUCCUUAUUUCUCCCCAUCAGCGGCUUCUCGAUAUCAUCGAUGGCGGCGUGCUCGUAAAGCUCGACCAGUCGAUGUCCAGUAGCGUGCCCACUUCACUUGCCCAGCUGUUGUUUGUGUGUUUGGCCUACGCCUCGUAUUUUUCAUCCAUUGCCUGUUCCCGUCUAGGAGAAGAAAAAAAAAAAAAAAAAAAAAAAAUGAGCCUCCUUUUUCCAAUCGGGAUCCUGUUGCGGCUCCUUCUCCUUUUUUUCAUUCAUUCUCUUUUUCCUCUGCGAUUUUGGUCUCAUAAGAUGCUCAAUUUCGAAGUCUGUGCUGUUACUAACAUAGUGAGGUGAACUUUCGUCCGAAGCCGCAUCAUGUUUGGCCAAACCAACCAUACGCGCACAGUUUUUCCUUCGUCUAUAGGCGAUUUCGUCCUGUCGGGGUCAGCCGGUUGGACUGCCACCUCUUUGUAUGCUCGACGCUCGUUCAAAUUCAUUAUUGCUUUUGUGUCUUUAUUCCUCCUUGUAGCUUGUUUUGCACUGUUCUAUAGCCCCCCUACUUUCCGGCGUCCACCUUCGCCAUUCGCAAAUUCCCAAGCGGAUCGCACCCCAGCUCCACUAGCCACGGAGAAUAUCACUGACAACCAUCACCACCUCGUCGUUACUACUACUACUACUACUACUACUACUACUGCCCCUUCCCUUUCUUUGGCCUCUCCCCCAACCCCUCUAUCUUCUUCCCUUACACCUCAGCCUCCCAAACCGAACUUCAAAAUUGUCGCUGUCAUCUUCUAUGGACGGCCGGAUAGGGUGGAAAUCCUCGAUUGCUACCUCAAGCGCAAUCUGGUGGCCAACGGAGGAUGGCUAGAUGAGGUCUACUGGGCGCCUAACACGGAAAAUCAGGCUGAUUUAGAUUGGCUCGAUAAGCUGGUGCCUACUUCUCCCUCGUACAAAAUAAUCCCUGUCAAGCCGCAGGAAAAGGGAUAUGCCAAAAUAUGGGAUCACACCGUGUCAGAUCCCGAUACCCUCUACAUCAAAAUUGACGAUGAUAUUAUUUUCAUCGACGACAAUGCGAUACCCAAAUUAGUGUCGCUAAAGCUGGAACAUGACCACUCGUUCCUCGUUUCAGCAAACGUUAUCAACGGCGCCCCGUUGCCCUACCACCACUACCGCACCGGAGCCAUCCGACCCUACCUCCCCGAAUUGGCGCCGCCCAACAAUAAUAGUAGUCAUAAUAUCACCAACAACACCGCGAACAGCAAUGUUACCUCGCUGCGACAACCAACAUGGCGCGCCUCACAGCUUCCAUACUGGGAAGGCGCGGACGGUUUCGAGUUCCCGCUCGAAGUCGGCAAUGCGCCGUACGCGAACCACCGAUGGUUGCCUGUGCACAGCGAGAGCAGAACAGCUAUAUACCGCACGCCCAUCCAGCACGCGCUCUGUAGCCCGUGGGCAGAGAACCGAGGCAAAUGGUCCCUUGCCGCGCAGCAGCAUUUCUCCUUCCUAGAGUCUCUGGAACGCAACGCGACCGACGUUUACGAUUUCGCGCGCCGCGGUGUGUGGGAUAUGGGAUUCGAGCGGAUCAGUAUCAAUUUCAUUGCCAUCUGGGGCAGAGACGUCAUAGAUCAUCUUCCGCUCGUUGACGAUGAGGCGAUGCUGACAAAGUCCAUCCCGAAGAAGCUUCGAAGACCCGUGCUGGUCGCAACGGGCGCGAUCGCUGCUCACUAUGCAUUUGCGUCGCAAGUUAAUGACCUCAAGCAAACCGAUAUCCUCUCUCGAUACCGUGCAUAUGCCAACGAUAUGAUUUGUCUUGGCACCUUGCCCUAAUCACACGACAUGAUGUUAUGAUUUAUAUAUUUAUAUACUCGUCCCUUCGCUCACCACACCUGUGGUUGGGAGCGCCUCAUCACAACAUUAUUAUCAUCACAAUGUUACUUCUCCAAAAUAGGUAUCUUUUGUAUGACUUCUCAUAUAAAAGAUAUCUGUUGAUGAAAUUUUUAGAAUUUACUAUAUCUUCAACACAACGUCAUAUAUGAUAGAUAUAUAAGUUAUCUUUUGCGCCGGUGAAUAUAUAAGUAUAUUCUAAUACAAAGAAUAUAAUUGUAUAAAUGUUUUUGAAAUAAAAUUAUUCUGCUCAGAUUAGAAAUAGCUAUAUUUUAAGUAGUGAAUCUACUAGUGAUUUUCAAGUUAAUUCUUUAAUACUACUAUAUUCUCUACUCAAAAACAUGCUUAUAUCUUACACAUAUCUGGUGUUGUGCUGAAGAUAUUAAAAUUUUUUGUCUAGGUAUCUUUUAUAUGGUGAGCUCAUACAAAAGGUACAUACAUGUACGGUUCAGGACUGUGGUUGAACGUUUAACCUCAUGUAAUCUUGUAACUAUAAUAAGUAUGUUGGACGUCUGUGGGCAUAUAUGCUUGGUGCGGGGCCAACCUUCCAGCGUACACGCCUAUUCAACAUUGUCCGCACAAAAAAAAGAUCUUGCAUUUCAGUCUGCCAUCCUUUAUUUUACACGGUAUUCUAAGCUUCAACAGUGCAGGUGCUGUGACAGGCAAUGCAGGUGAGGUAGACAGUAGAUCAUUGAUACCUUUUCAGAUUCAAAGAAUCAUCAUUCAUUAUUUAAAGACUGUCUAUCUGGCAUUUUGCACAGCUCUAUCAUACAAAGCAGAAGAAGAUUAUUUAUUUGUAGAUCUG
Blastomyces dermatitidis ER-3 is the source of this 3054-nucleotide messenger RNA. RefSeq lists its product as uncharacterized. The transcript has 3 exons. Lineage: Eukaryota; Fungi; Ascomycota; Eurotiomycetes; Onygenales; Ajellomycetaceae. Bases 741 to 2192 code for a protein of 483 amino acids. The record is from RefSeq and is a predicted model, not a curated record.